This is a messenger RNA of Chara braunii, 2001 nucleotides long. The record is from the annotation of a GenBank genome assembly. Lineage: Eukaryota; Viridiplantae; Streptophyta; Charophyceae; Charales; Characeae.
GCGCUGCCCCCUUGCCUGUUGGAGCAUCUGCUGCGCAGCGGCGGGAGCUGGUGUAAGUAUUGCACCCAAAACAGACACGUGUUACGCAUGUCACCAGCCCGGCCAUAUGGCAAGAGACUGCCCCCAGCGGCAGGUAUGGAUAGGAGCAGCCCCAGCGGCGGCAGCUCCCCUGGCUAACGGACCAGGACGGGUAGGGACGAUGGUAGAAGAAACCGACGGGUUAGUGUCUGCAGCGGUUGUCGCUGAAGAGGCCGCAAAGCUUAUCCCGCUCGAUCAGUUUAUAUCCUUGGGAUAUCCGGGGUUGGGCAUGAUUGGGGCAAUCCAGCCGGCGGACGAAGACCGAGAGGUCUCGGAAUGGAGACCAUCCCCCAGUGAAAUGGAGUCCGGUCCCUCGUUCAUUACCGGGGAGAUUGAUGUGCUCGAUAUCGUUCGAGCACUAGAUCACCGCAUCCCACUCCCGAUCAGACACCUUUUGUCUAUAUCGGGACAAGCUAACUAUCGCAUGCUGCAGCACUGUAAAGCCAAUCGAAAACGGUUCGCACUCGCCAAGCUGACAACGAUCGCGUUGGAAAAAAGCGAAUUUUUUCUGCCCGAGAUCUCGUUCCUUGGGUACGUGGUAACCCGGGGAAGCUUGAGACCGGAUUCGAGGAAAGUCGAGGCAGUUUGGGAGGCACCCAUGCCUAAGUCACUGACGCAGGUUCGAGCCUUUCUGGGACUGGCCUCAUAUUACCGACAGUUCAUCAAGGGAUUCGCGCCAAUUGCUCGGCCUCUAACGAGUCUCCUACGGAAGGACCAGCCGUUGAAUUGGGAGGCGGAGUGUGAACGGGCUUUUUCCACUCUGAAAGAGGCCCUGGCCUCGGCGCCUAUUUCAAUUCGGCCCGAUCCCGAGCGACAGUUCCUACUCAUUACCGAUUGGCAGCCCGGAGCAAUCUCCGCUAUCCUGGCUCAGAAAGGAAAGGACGAGCGAGAACACGUGGUCGAGUAUGCCUCUCGGACGAUACCAGACGAAAGGAAGAAUGACUCGGCGCCCCAAGGGGAGUGUUAUGCUGUAGUCUGGGGAAUCCAGCACUUCCACCCGUAUCUCUAUGGGCAGAAGUUCCUCCUCGUAACGGAUCACGAGCCCCUGCUGGCACUCGAGAAACUCACCAACUACACUGAUAUGAUUGGGCGAUGGGCAGUAAGGUUGCAUGAGUACGAGUUUGACAUCGUCCAUCGGAAGACGGAGAGGCACGGGAAUGCGGACGGGCUAAUACAUCUGCACAGGCCAGGCAAGGUGCCGCGUUGCGAGGAGAUCACCCCAUGGAAGGAGCCGGAGCUGCCCAAGGGGCCCGGAUACGGUCAAGUGAAGAUCGAACUGAAGUGGACCCAGGACAACAAGCAUAACGUCGUGAGCGAAGACGUGGAAUUGCUCAUCAUUCAAGCUUGGAGGACGGAGGUAGAGGGAGAUCUGUUGGGAUUCGUCUUCGGAACGGUGGAGGCAGGACAUCGGCAGCCGAUCGUAGGAGAGUUUUUAAUCCUCCUAACGCAGUUGCUGGACGAUCUACCGAUCGACAUCAUCUCGCACUGCGACGAGAGUCCGGCGCCGCAUAUUCUUUCACGCAGCUUGAUGUCGUACCUACAGUGGUCGGCGUGCUUGGAGGGCCAUUGGGACAACCGUAAUUACCUGUCGCACGAUAAUUACCUGAACCCCGUGGAGAUAAUCAAUAUUCUCUUUUUUGAUUGGGGCAAGCCGACAUCGGAAGGCGAAGAGGAAGAAGACAAGGAGGAGGAGGACGAAUCGGAAGAAACCCCCGAGGAGGACAAAUAUUAUAGCAAGCAUAAAGAGCACGAGUUGGGGGCGAUAAGCGGAGAAGAAGAAGCAGAGGGAGCAAGUGAGGAGGAGGAGGUGGGACAGGCGGAGACGCAGAGAGAAGACCCUGCGGUAGCGUAGCGGAAGAGGGCAAAAAUAGCGGAGGGAAAGCAGCCAUUGGAGCAGUCUGUGGGAACCGAUCUGCCAAUUCC